This is a messenger RNA of Dipodomys ordii (Ord's kangaroo rat), 1287 nucleotides long. Its product is annotated as melanoma-associated antigen B5-like. NCBI's taxonomy places the organism in Eukaryota, Metazoa, Chordata, Mammalia, Rodentia, Heteromyidae. Gene Ontology annotation, biological process: negative regulation of transcription by RNA polymerase II. The record is from RefSeq and is a predicted model, not a curated record. Gene Ontology annotation, cellular component: nucleus. The coding region runs from base 1 to 1287 and encodes 428 amino acids. The transcript has a single exon.
AUGCCUCGCGGUCAGAAGAGUAAGCUCCAUGCUCGUGAGAAACGCCGCCAGAACCGAGGCCAUGCUCAGGGUUCUAAGGGUGCUCAGCAAACAGCAGUGGCAGCAGCAGAGCCCACUUCACCCUCCACAAGUGCUGCUGAGUCAUGUAACAUUCCCCAGGGGCUUGAAGCACCAUCUACCACAGUUCGUAGAGGUAGACGUAGACGUGAUGUUGGUUCUACACCAUCAUCUACUGCACCUACUGAUGUGGGUAUUUCUGCAGCAAAAUCUAUUGCCCCUACUGAUAUGGCUGUUUCUGUUUCAACAUCUGCUGCCUCUACCGAGUUGCAUGCUUCUACACCACCAGUUAUGGCUCCUUCUGAUGAAGGUUGUUCUGGUGUUCCAUCUAUUGCCUCUACUGAUGAAGAUGUUUCUGAUACUGAAUCUGUUGGUACCACUUGUUUGGAUGUGUUUGACACUAAGUCUCUUACAGAAUCUACAUCUGUAGGUGAAGAAGGUACAAGCCUUUCUGAUGAAGAUUACUCUAAUAAGUUUACACAUCUAGAUCAUGUAUCCAAAGAAGUUCUAAUGGUAGAACAGCUACUACUCCACAAGUACAAUAUGAAGCAGUUUACUACUAAGGAAGAUAUGUUGAGUAUCAUCAGCCAAAACUAUACAAAGGACUUUGAUGAGAUCUUCAAGAGAGCCUCUGAUCACCUCUCUGCUGUCUUUGCAGUUGAAGUAAGAGAAGUGAACUCUGACACAUACAACCUUAUCAGCAAGCUGAGACUCCCAAACAAUGGGAGAGUUCGUGCUGGCAAAGGCUUCCCCAAGACUGGUCUUGUGAUGAAUGUGCUGGCUAUGAUAUUAUUGAAAGGAAACUCUGCCACUGAGGAAGAUAUCUGGAAAUUCCUGAAGUUGAUGCGUGUGUAUCAUGGGAAGAAGCACUAUGUAUUCGGAGAACCCAAGAAGCUCAUCACCCAAGAUUUGGUGAGGUUGAAGUACCUGGAGUCCCGGCAGGUGCCCAACAGUGAUCCUCAAUGCUAUGAGUUCCGGUGGGGUCCCCAAGCUCAUGCUGAAACCAGCAAGGAUGAAGUCUUGCACUUCUUGUCUAAGAUCAAUGAAACCGCCCCUACAUUUUUUGCCACCCUCUAUGAAGAGGUUGUGAAAAGUGAGAAAGAUGAAACCGUGAGCAUAGAAGUACGCCAGCCUAGCACCACUGCUCAAGCAUCUGCAGUUCCUGGUCUCUCUCCUUCCGAAGUUAUUUCUUCCCUGGUUGAAUCUGAACCUGAAAGACUGUCCAAAUAA